AUGGCUGAUGAAGACAACAGCUCCUCAAACUCUGAGCAGAUAGAUCAGCCAUUUCUCUGUAAUAUGUUUACUACUGCGGGUUUUGUGUUUCAAACUUCAAAAGAUAAAAAGAAGUCUUUUCUUUUAAAAGAACGUCCACACAUUUGUGACGUCUGUAAGAAAACAUUUACUUUAAAAGGUAAUUUAAAGAGGCAUAUGCUGACGCAUACUGGAGAAAGACCAUAUAUUUGUACCCUAUGUUCAAAACGAUUUGUGCAACAAAGUAAUUUAAAAAUGCAUCUUUUAACACAUACAAAUGACUGUCCUUUCGCAUGUAAUUUAUGCCAAAAAUCUUUUAAACAGAAAUAUUUUUUAAAAAGACAUAUGAUGAUUCAUACAGGAGAAAGACCCUAUAAUUGUGUUAUAUGCAGUAAAUCGUUUAGACAAAAAUCCCAUUUGAAAACUCACACUCUAUUACAUUCAAACAGUAGACCACAUAAUUGUGAUGUAUGUGGUAAAUGUUUUGUUGUUAAAAGUAGGCUGAAAACACACUUUUUAUCCCACAGUAAAGCUAAAUAUGCUUGCAAUAUUUGUAAUAAAUGUUUUUCUCUUAAAAGCCUUCUAAAUGAACAUAUGCAAAUGCAUGCAGAAGAAGACAAUUCUCAAGAUGUUUGUGAGAAAAACUGUCAUCAAAAUUGUGAAUUAAAAUUGCCAAGAGCACCUGAGCACAAAAUAUCAGUGUCUCUGGCAACAUCUAUUUUGAAUAUAAAUCAUGCAAGUCAUUAUAUGUUAUCUAAUAAAUGA
Parasteatoda tepidariorum (common house spider) is the source of this 783-nucleotide messenger RNA. RefSeq lists its product as uncharacterized. Gene Ontology annotation, molecular function: DNA-binding transcription factor activity, RNA polymerase II-specific. The record is from RefSeq and is a predicted model, not a curated record. NCBI's taxonomy places the organism in Eukaryota, Metazoa, Arthropoda, Arachnida, Araneae, Theridiidae. Gene Ontology annotation, cellular component: nucleus. Gene Ontology annotation, biological process: regulation of transcription by RNA polymerase II.